GUGCCCGCCCCUCUCCUCUCUCCGCGUCCUCUUCUCCCGGGCGGUCCCGGCCGCAGCUCUGCUCUGGCCCUACCACCUGGGGCGGGCUCUUGAGCGCUGGGGGAGCCGCCCUCCCGCCCGCUCUCCCGCAAAGUUUGUGGCGGAGCCGGCGGCUGGGGCUGAGCGCGCCCCGGGGAGCGAGGGGGGCAACAACCGAUGCCGAACGGCAGGAGCAGUUGAGUCCGGAGUGGCCCGGGACCCGCCUCGGGGCGUCGGAGGAGCAGCCAGCCCGUCGCCGCCGGUGCAUGGGGCCGGGCUGAGCCGCGGCCAUGGGCAACUGCGUGGGGCGACAGCGCCGAGAGAGGCCGGCUGCGCCGGGACACCCCCGCAAGCGAGCAGGACGUAAUGAGCCGCUGAAGAAGGAGAGGCCCAAGUGGAAGAGUGACUACCCCAUGACAGAUGGGCAGCUGCGGAGCAAGCGUGAUGAGUUCUGGGACACAGCGCCUGCCUUCGAAGGCCGCAAGGAGAUCUGGGAUGCGCUGAAGGCAGCCGCCUUUGCAGUGGAGGCCAACGACCACGAGCUAGCUCAGGCCAUCUUGGAUGGAGCUAGCAUCACCCUGCCGCAUGGUUCUCUGAGCGAGUGUUAUGAUGAGCUAGGCAAUCGCUAUCAGCUCCCUGUCUACUGCUUGGCUCCGCCGGUCAACUUGCUUCUGGAGCGCAGUGAGGAUGAUGGGGUGGAACCUCCAGAACCAGCCCCCAGUACCCGGCGGGAGUUCCCUCUUAAGGUGCGCCUGUCCACCGGCAAGGACGUGAGGCUCAGCGCCAGCCUCUCUGACACAGUCGGGCAGCUCAAGAGGCAGCUGCAUGCCCAGGAGGGCCUGGAGCCUUCCUGGCAGCGCUGGUUCUUCUCCGGGAAGCUGCUCACGGAUCGCAUGCGGCUACAGGAGACCAAGAUCCAAAAGGAUUUUGUUAUCCAAGUUAUCGUCAACCAGCCCUUGCCACCCCAGGACUGACGUUCCCAGAGGGAGGGCAAGGAAAGGGGCUCCUUCCUCCACCUGGAACACCAGGCUUCCCCUCCUGCUGCCCUUGGGUACUGUCAUUCUCUUCAGGUGAAACCUUCCUUGGUUGCUGCUUUGUGGGCAGUGAAGGAACACUGCCAGCUGCAUCUGGGGUUACUUGACAAAGGCUCUGAGAAGCAGUGCUGCUACAUACAAGCCCCCAGAAAUAGGGUUUUUUGCUGAUCCCGGUGCAAGAAAUGCAGAGGAUUGCUCACUUCUCCUGGGUUAACAAGGUGGCCUUCUAGCUACACCUCUCCCAUGGCAGGGUAGGGCAAAUCACUUCUGGCUAAAGGGCCAGCAACCCAUGGCCCAUUGGGCCCAGAUCUAUCUAGUCUGGUGCUGUAGGCUGUGCUUACUACCAGCUUAUUCCUCAGGGUUGGAAGCAGCUUCUGCCUCCUCUCUACCCCCAGCUCUGUUGUGGGCAUGGUGCCAGCUCCCCAGUAGUGAAGGGGAACAACAGUGAGUCCCAGGGAGUGGUGAGAGCUGGUGAGGGCCAUCACCUCUUUCCCUGCCCCAGCACAAUUGGCAAGGAUGAGGGUGUAUGGCAAAGAUGUAGCCUGAGCCUUUCCAGAAUAUUUCUGGACAAAAUCAUCUUCCCAGAUGGAACCCUAGCAUGGCUGUCUCCAGGCUGGUUGUCUUUCCCAUGGUGGGUCCUUGUGUACAGAAAUAUUUGCAUAUUUAUCAAUAAAGCCUUUUGCUCCUUCUGUCUCA
Messenger RNA from Phascolarctos cinereus (koala), 1748 nucleotides. RefSeq names its product ubiquitin domain containing 1 (gene UBTD1). Gene Ontology annotation, molecular function: protein binding. The record is from RefSeq and is a predicted model, not a curated record. NCBI's taxonomy places the organism in Eukaryota, Metazoa, Chordata, Mammalia, Diprotodontia, Phascolarctidae.